This is a messenger RNA of Lingula anatina, 7588 nucleotides long. RefSeq names its product DNA-directed RNA polymerase II subunit RPB1. Gene Ontology annotation, molecular function: DNA binding. Gene Ontology annotation, cellular component: RNA polymerase II, core complex. NCBI's taxonomy places the organism in Eukaryota, Metazoa, Brachiopoda, Lingulata, Lingulida, Lingulidae. The record is from RefSeq and is a predicted model, not a curated record. Gene Ontology annotation, biological process: transcription by RNA polymerase II.
AUCAUCAGAAGGCUCUUACAGAGCCCUCUGCGAAGAAGUAGAAAGAAAAGUGGGAACUUUAUCAACUACUUCUUGUAAUAAGUAUUAUUUAAUCAAGUCACCAAUAUAACAAUUCCUUUUGUAGAGGUCCCAGGACCUCAUUGAUCCCGGGAAAAACGGAUUAAGCGACAGAUUGUGUCGAGGAAGAUCAAAUUUGUUCGCACGUCGACAUCGUGACGCAAAAGCAAAAUGGCGACGGGAGAUUCAACUGCUCCGUUGAAAGAAUGCAAGAAAGUGCAGUUUGGGAUCCUCAGUCCUGAUGAAAUCAGGCGUAUGUCCGUGGCGGAGAUCAAGUACCCAGAGACCAUGGAGGGGGGACGCCCCAAACUGGGAGGUCUCAUGGACCCGAGACAGGGAACCACAGACAGAAUGUCCAGGUGUCAGACGUGUGCAGGCAACAUGUCCGAGUGCCCAGGUCACUUUGCUCACAUCGAGUUGGCCAAGCCCGUCUACCAUGUGGGUUUCCUCACCAAGACCAUCAAGAUCCUCAGAUGUGUCUGCUUCUUCUGCUCCAAAAUGCUGGUGGAUGCAAACAACCCUAAAAUCAAAGAGAUCAUCGGCAGGUCCAAAGGUCAGCCCAGGAAAAGACUGGCUCAUGUUUACGACCUGUGCAAAGGGAAGAACAUUUGUGAGGGAGGAGACGAAAUGGACAAAGAGCCAGAAGAAGGCGAAGGGGAUGCCAAAAAGGGCCAUGGAGGCUGUGGUCGCUACCAGCCUAAAAUCCGCCGCAUGGGUCUUGAACUCACAGCAGAAUGGAAGCACGUCAAUGAAGACUCCCAAGAAAAGAAAAUCAGCCUGUCGGCUGAGCGCGUUCACGAAGUGUUCAAACGCAUCUCAGAUGAGGAGUGCAUAAUUCUUGGAAUGGAUCCAAAAUUUGCUCGCCCAGACUGGAUGGUUGUCACAGUGAUGCCCGUGCCACCCCUGGCUGUGAGGCCGGCAGUGGUCAUGCACGGGUCAGCCAGGAAUCAGGAUGACUUGACCCACAAGCUGGCAGACAUAGUGAAAGCCAACAAUCAGCUGAGGAAGAAUGAACAGAACGGUGCAGCCGCCCACAUCAUAUCUGAGGACACCAAGAUGUUACAAUAUCAUGUGUGUACGCUGACAGACAACGAGAUGCCAGGGCUGCCAAAGGCAACACAAAAAUCUGGUCGACCUCUAAAAUCCAUCAAACAGCGACUGAAGGGUAAAGAAGGUCGAGUCCGUGGAAACUUGAUGGGUAAACGAGUGGACUUCUCUGCCCGUACGGUCAUCACGCCUGACCCUAACCUGAGGAUUGACCAGGUCGGGGUCCCUCGGACCAUAGCCCAGAACUUGACCUAUCCAGAGAUUGUGACACCUUUUAAUAUUGACCACCUCCAGGAGUUGGUGCGUAGGGGGGAUAGUCAGUACCCAGGAGCCAAGUACAUCAUCCGCGAUAACGGGGACAGAAUUGACCUGAGAUAUCACCCCAAACCCAGUGACCUACAUCUACAAAUUGGAUACAAGGUGGAGCGUCACAUGCAUGACAACGACAUCGUCAUCUUCAACAGACAGCCCACACUACAUAAAAUGUCCAUGAUGUGUCACAGAGCCAAGAUUCUGCCCUGGUCCACCUUCAGGCUUAAUCUCAGUGUGACCACCCCCUACAACGCUGAUUUUGACGGUGAUGAGAUGAACUUGCACUUACCGCAGACUGUAGAGACACGGGCGGAGGUCAUGUCACUGGCGCUGGUUCCCCGUAUGAUCGUCACGCCCCAGGCUAACAGACCCGUCAUGGGCAUUGUACAGGACACGCUCACUGCUGUGAGGAAGAUGACCAAAAGAGAUGUCUUUAUUGAAAAGGCUGACAUGAUGAAGCUCCUGAUGUACCUGCCUUCGUGGAACGGUCGCAUGCCCAUGCCAGCCAUAUUGAAACCCAGGCCACUGUGGACGGGAAAACAACUCUUUAGUCUUGUCAUUCCAGGACGUGUAAACGUUAUUCGUACGCACAGCACGCAUCCAGACGAGGAGGACAAUGGUCCAUACAAGUGGCUGUCACCUGGUGAUACCAAGGUGCUGAUAGAAGACGGAGAAUUGAUCAGCGGGAUCAUCUGUAAGAAGACAGUAGGUCCAUCAGCUGGGUCUCUCAUCCACAUCCUGUUCUUGGAGAACGGCCCCAUGGAGGCUGGCCUCUUCUACGGCUACCUUCAGAUGGUGGUCAAUAACUGGCUUCUUAUAGAGGGUCACUCCAUUGGUAUUGGGGACACCAUUGCUGACCCCCAGACCUAUGUGGACAUCCAGACCACUAUUAGGAAGGCUAAGAAUGACGUGAUAGAAGUGAUAGAGAAGGCUCACAAUGACGAGUUGGAGCCCACCCCAGGCAACACCCUGAGGCAGACUUUUGAGAACCAAGUCAACAGAAUCCUGAACGAUGCUCGUGACAAAACUGGAAGCAGUGCCCAGAAAUCUCUGUCUGAGUACAACAACUUCAAAGCUAUGGUGGUGUCUGGUGCCAAAGGAUCCAAAAUUAACAUCUCACAGGUCAUUGCCUGUGUAGGACAACAGAACGUUGAGGGUAAACGUAUCCCGUUUGGCUUCCGCCAUCGUACUUUGCCCCAUUUUAUCAAGGAUGAUUACGGGCCAGAAUCCAGAGGGUUCGUAGAGAACUCGUACCUUGCCGGGCUGACACCUACAGAGUUUUUCUUUCACGCUAUGGGAGGACGUGAGGGGUUGAUUGAUACUGCUGUCAAAACUGCAGAAACAGGGUAUAUCCAGCGUCGUCUGAUCAAGGCUAUGGAGAGUGUCAUGGUGCGCUAUGAUGGCACCCUGAGAAACCAGGUGGACCAGGUGAUGCAGCUGAGGUACGGAGAGGACGGGCUGGCCGGGGAGUAUGUGGAGUUCCAGUCUCUCCCCUCCCUGAAACCUUCCAACAAGGCCUUUGAGAAGAAGUUCAAAUUUGACGUCUCCAAUGAGAGAGAUCUCCGUAAAACCCUCAGUGAGGAGGUGGUGAAGGACCUCCUGGGUGAUGCCCAUGCCCUGGCAGAGAUGGAGGCGGAAUGGGAACAGCUGAAGGAGGACAGAGAGAUACUGAGACAAGUUUUCCCAAAGGGAGACAGUAAGAUUGUGCUGCCAUGCAACCUGCAAAGACUGUUGUGGAAUGCCCAGAAAGUGUUCAGAAUUGACAACAGGAAGCCGACCAAUCUCCACCCUCUCAAGGUUGUUGAAGGCAUCCGAGAGCUGUCAAAGAAAUUCCUUGUUGUGAAAGGAGAGGACAAAAUUAGCAAGCAGGCCAACCAGAAUGCCACCAUAUUGAUGAACUGCCUGGUGCGGUCUACGCUCUGUGCCAAGAAAGUGACGGGAGAAUACAGGCUGUCAUCUGAGGCUUUUGAUUGGCUGCUGGGAGAGAUCAAACAUCGCUUUGAUCAGGCUAUGGUGAACCCAGGAGAAAUGGUGGGGGCACUUGCAGCCCAGUCCCUGGGAGAGCCUGCCACCCAGAUGACACUGAACACUUUCCAUUACGCUGGUGUCUCGGCCAAGAACGUCACCCUUGGUGUCCCUCGUCUCAAGGAAAUCAUUAAUAUCUCCAAGAAACCAAAAACACCGUCUCUGACAGUGUUCUUGAUUGGUCAGGCUGCGAGGGAUGCUGAGAAAGCCAAGGAUGUGUUGUGCAGACUUGAACACACCACUCUGCGUAAAGUCACGGCAAACACGGCCAUCUACUACGACCCAGACCCUCAGAAUACAGUGAUAUCCGAGGACCAGGAGUGGGUCAACGUCUACUACGAGAUGCCGGACUUUGACCCCUCUCGUAUCUCCCCCUGGUUGCUGCGUAUUGAACUGGACCGCAAACGUAUGACGGAUAAGAAGCUGACCAUGGAGGCCAUAUCUGAGAAAAUAACAGCAGGCUUUGGUGAUGAUCUCAACUGCAUCUUCAACGAUGACAACGCAGAGAAGUUGGUUCUGCGUAUUCGUAUCAUGAACUCAGACGGGCAGAAGUUUGACGAGGAGGAAGAGGUGGUGGACAAGAUGGACGACGAUGUGUUCCUGAGGUGCAUCGAGUCCAACAUGUUAACAGACAUGACCCUGCAGGGAAUAGAGCAGAUAUCUAAGGUGUACAUGCAUCUGCCCACCACUGAUGACAAAAAGCGUAUUACAAUCACAGAGGAGGGGGAGUUUAAGGCAAUAGCAGAGUGGAUCCUGGAGACAGACGGGACCAGCCUGAUGAAGGUGCUCAGUGAACGCGACGUUGACCCUGUGCGGACGACUUCCAAUGACAUCGUGGAGAUCUUCUCUGUCCUUGGUAUUGAAGCGGUGCGUAAAGCCAUCGAGAAGGAAAUGAACCAUGUGAUCUCCUUUGACGGCUCCUACGUGAACUAUCGUCACUUGGCGCUGUUGUGUGACGUCAUGACAGCCAAGGGCCAUCUUAUGGCCAUCACACGUCAUGGCAUCAACAGACAAGAUACUGGAGCUCUGGCCAGGUGCUCUUUUGAAGAGACGGUGGACGUACUGAUGGAGGCCGCAGCACACGCCGAGUUCGACCCCAUGAAGGGUGUGUCUGAGUGUAUCAUGCUUGGACAGCUGGGAAAAAUUGGAACAGGAUCCUUCGACCUCCUCCUGGAUGCUGAGAAGUGUAAAGCUGGCAUGGAAAUUCCUACUAAUGUGGGUGGAGGAAUGAUGGGACCUGGUGCAGGAACAGGUAUGUUCUUUGGUUCCGCAGGCAGUCCCACCAGUGCCAUGUCUCCAGCCAUGACACCUUGGGCCCAGGGGGCAACACCGUCAUAUGGAGCAUGGUCACCAGGAAUAGGCAGUGGGAUGACACCAGGGGCGGCUGGGUUUUCACCCUCGGCCCAUAGUGAUGCUAGCGGCUUCAGUCCUGGUUAUAGCCCAGCAUGGUCUCCACAGCCAUCAUCACCAGGAUCGCCCAUCAGUCCUUACAUUCCCAGCCCUGCUGGAGCCAUGUCACCAAGCUACUCGCCUGCGUCACCAUCAUAUAUUCCAAGCUCGCCAGCGAUGACUCCACAGAGUCCAAGUUACUCUCCUACUAGUCCGAGCUAUUCACCAUCAAGCCCAGGUUAUUCACCAACGUCGCCGACAUACAGUCCAACAUCACCAAGUUACUCACCAACGAGUCCAUCGUACAGCCCAACAUCGCCAUCAUACAGCCCGACUAGCCCUAGUUAUUCACCCACAAGCCCAAGUUACAGCCCGACAAGUCCUAGUUACUCGCCCACGUCGCCAAGUUACUCUCCAACCAGUCCAAGUUACAGUCCAACUUCGCCCUCAUACAGCCCUACCAGUCCAUCAUAUUCUCCAACCUCACCGAGUUACUCUCCAACCUCACCUAGUUACUCUCCAACCAGCCCCUCCUACAGCCCUACCAGCCCCAGCUAUUCACCCACCUCUCCAAGUUACUCUCCAACAUCUCCAAGUUAUUCUCCAACUUCACCAAGUUAUUCUCCUACCUCUCCCUCCUAUUCUCCAACCAGUCCUUCUUACUCCCCAUCCAGCCCAUCCUACAGUCCAAGCUCUCCAAGUUACUCUCCAACUAGUCCUUCUUACUCUCCAAGCAGCCCUUCAUACUCUCCAAGCAGCCCGAAGUUCAGCCCAGCCAGUCCUUCUUAUUCUCCAACCUCCCCCUCAUAUUCUCCCAGCUCGCCUCAGUACUCUCCCAGUUCUCCACAGUACACUCCAACCUCACCCAAGUACUCUCCAACCAGCCCCUCAUACUCUCCAACCUCCCCCAAGUAUUCCCCAGCCUCUCCAACCUACACCCCAACAAGCCCCAAAUACACCCCGACUUCACCUGAAUACAGCCCAAGCUCACCCCAGUACAGCCCCAGCUCUCCAAAAUAUUCCCCCGCAAGUCCAACCUACUCUCCAACCUCUCCUAAGUACUCUCCUGCCAGCCCUACGUACUCUCCAACCAGCCCCAAGUACUCUCCAACCAGUCCGACAUACUCUCCAACCUCCCCCAAGUACACACCCACUAGCCCCACUUACACGCCUACCAGUCCUACUUAUACACCAGACGAUGACCAGGAUAAGGAUUAAGAACUACUGGAUCCUACUGACCAACACGUCGGUCAUCUUGUGUUAUGUUAUCAUUGGCACUGCUAUGGUUUUACUAAGUAUGACAGAACAGGAUCAAGGCAGAGAAAAACUGGACAUUCUGUUUGAACUUGAUUCUUGCCGGUGGAACAUUUUGAAGUGGAACAUAUUGUUUUGAUUUUAAAAAAUGCUGCUUUGAGAAGUUCUCAAACCAUAAUGGACUCUUGCAAAUGAAAUAAGGGGCAAGGAAUUUGAGUGCUUCACAGAAAACAGAACUAGACAGCUUGUAAAUAUGCAGAUGGGCACGCGAUGAGGAAGCUUAAUAGCCUGGUGCCUAGCACGACAAGGUCGUUUUUAGAUAACUAUUUCAGUUGAUUAAAUGGGCUGUGCAUUUGGAACUGAAGUACAGUCAACAAACUUCAUGAAAUGAAGUUUUCAGCAAAGAAGUGGAGAACCGUUUAUACUGAACUGAGCUGUGUAUAUUGCUUGAGUUACAUUGUACAUAUUUUGUAUUCAAUAUGUUGUGAGCAACUUUGGUAUAUAGUCAUUUGAGGAAUGAAAAUUAUGUAUUGAUUUUCUUUGAAAAAAAGUGGUGAUAUAUAUAUAUCUAACAUAGAAAAAAAACACCAGGACCUGAGUAAAUUAUAUUUUAUUAUAAUACAUGAUCCGGUGAAAGGCAAUAAAAGUUAAUUUUUUGAGGACAAAGGAUACGUAUGCUUUUCUUUUAGUAGACAGUAGAUAUGGUAGUUACUCAAUGAAUGAAAUAUUUUGAUUUCUACGUCUUGAUAUGUUUCGUUUCAAGCAGUUGAAGUGUUUUUUUUUUUCUGAAAAAUAAAAGAGUUGGAUACUUGUUACUGAUGAAACUUGAGCAGAAUAAAUUGAAACGGGUGUGUGAAAUUUGUGAAUAAUUACCGUUCCACAGCAGAAGAAGCUUAAAAUCACAUUUGAAGUGUAAAAUUAGUGUGUUGUAGACGGUGAGAGAACCGGCGUGAAACUUCCGCUGAAGACGGAAAAUCACUAGUUUUUAAAGUUCACAUAGCUUUCACACUUAAGUUCUUGUUCCUCGUAAAUAAUCAAAAACUAAUAAGAUCAUUUAUGUAUGUGGUUUAUAUUUAAGAAAGUUGAACUUGGGUAUGUCUUAAUUGUUUAAUGAAGAGAACUCGAACAGCACACUUGUCUCCGGAUUUGCUCGUCUUCAAGCUUGUAAUGAACAGCAGCAGUGCCAGUGUGGUUUCCAUCCUUAGUUUUUUUCGUAAUUGUAAAUCUUAUUUAUACGAGGAAAUGAUAUAUUUGUAAAUAACCUCUAUUGAAGUGAUCGACCAUGUACACAGUACAAGUAGAAGCUUUGAAAAAAGGUUGUUACAAAAAUGUAUUCUGUAGCAUGAGUAUUUGACAAUGGGGAAUGCGCGGUUCGGUUUUAGAGAUUCUAAGAAAAAGUUUUUGUCGCCUGAAGUGGUAAUGUCAUAAAUUGUCAUUACCUUUGUAUUACAUUAUGUUUGUAAAAUGAUGAAAAAGAUUGUACAUAAAAUCUCAAUAAAAAAGG